Molecule: messenger RNA, 4325 nt
Organism: Pieris rapae (cabbage white)
Lineage: Eukaryota; Metazoa; Arthropoda; Insecta; Lepidoptera; Pieridae
Gene: Drep4
Product: DNA fragmentation factor subunit beta
Exons: 4
Coding region: 122-1210 (362 amino acids)
Biological process (GO): apoptotic process; apoptotic DNA fragmentation
Cellular component (GO): nucleus; cytoplasm
Molecular function (GO): DNA endonuclease activity
Source: RefSeq, a predicted model, not a curated record
AUGAACUAUGAACCUGAAUCAUGAUUCAUGAAUGUAUUGUGAUUUGUGAUCGUAACGUCUAAUGUUUUUUGCGCGUUAAUUUCAAUUGUUAAUACUUGACUAAAGGAUUUCCAUUAUUUGCAUGCUCAUUAUCUAUACAAUGAAAAAAGGAUAUAAGGUGACCGAUGUUAAAAGAGAAAAAAAAGUUGGUAUCGCUGCAGAAAAUUUACAAGAAUUAAUUGAGAAAUCAUGCAGAAAGUUAGGGUUCAAUGCCAGUUGCGCAAAUUGCCGAUUAUAUGUAGCAGAAGACGGGACACUUGUAGAUGAUGACAACUACUUGAAAACUUUACCACCUCAGACACUUUUUAUUCUGUUGCAGAAAAAAGAGACAAUGGUAAAUGACUUUGAUUUCUUCUACAAUAUGAUUAGAUCUUCAAAGAAAGAUUUUAUUGAUACGGGCCUUGCAGCUAAAGAGUUUCUUGACAGCAAUUUGCGAGACAAGUUUUUGGUGUUGCAAAGAUACAUUGAAGCUGCUAAUGAUAAUAAAACCAUGUUAAGUGAGAGAAGUCAGGAUCCACAUUGGUUUGAAGGUCUUGAACCAUCUGAGAAAACAAAGGAGCAAUCUAUGUCUAAAAGGGUUAAAGAAAGAAUGAGGGGAUACUACUACAAGACAAAAACUGCAUUACAAUCUUCAGAAUUAUAUAUUCAUUCAAAAAAUGGUCAUGGUAAGAAUCUUGUUGAUAAUUUUCUUUUAGAAUUACGGAAAUUAUUGGAAAGUAAUAAAUAUAAUGAAGGUUAUUUCAAUAGAAAGUACGAAAAUAAUUUAAGAUUAUGUAACAAGACCGGCCUCUUCCUAUGUGGUGGACUGUGGAAUGAAAGCAAGUGCCAAUAUGAAAAUGAACAUAUCAUAAACCCAUAUAGAAGUCGUGAGGAACGCAUAAUUUUUCAGACAUGGAAUUUGGAUCACAGAAUUGAGCUAUCUAGAUCUAUUAUACCAGCAAUUAUUCAAGCAUUGAAUAAGAUUUAUUAUGGCAAUAUUAAUUGCAUAGGCUGUAAACAAAAUAUUAACUGUGGUAACAUAGAUACAGAGCAGUAUUAUCUGCAGAUAUUUACACAUGAAAAUUUAAAACUAGUGCAUAUUGUAUGUCACUAUAAAGGUAAACAUGAUGCUUCUUCAAAUAUAUACACAGUGUGCCAGAGUUGUCUUGACCAGAAAAGUAAUAAAAACUAAUUUACUUAGUCUAAAUAAUAUGCUAAAAAAAAUAUGAUUAUUUUUUAGCAAAUCUCACUAAAUUAAUGAGUUAGCAUUUUUCUCCACCUAGGAGUUAUAUAUUCAUUGGUGUUCUAUAGAGUUGACAUGUUUUAUUCAAUAUUCAAAAAUCAUACUGGUUUCUAAUCAGUUUGUUGUUUAAAGUUGACUGACAAGAGCCUAGGUUAAAUUUAUAAUCAGAUUUUUAAAUAAACCAAAAUAAAAUUGUGCUGCAAUCUGAAUAGAGGAUAAAUAUGCUGAUGGUCUAUAAAACAAAUAUUUAUUUUUCUUUUAUACAUUUUCUAUAGUUUAAAUAAAAAUAUUUAUUAUCCAGUUAUUAGAUGCAAUACUGCCAUUAUAUUUCAGUAAUUACAGAAGGGAAAUCUUACUAAAUAUAUUGAUUCUAAUCAUGUAUUUAAUAAAUUAUAUAUUUUUGUAUAAAAAUAUAUUUACCUAUAUAUGGGAAUAUUCUUGUUAUAUUUAUGAAUAUAGAGGAGGAUUGUCAGUAAAUUUGUUUAUUUUCCCUAUGUAUGUUUAAUCACUUUUUUUAUGAAAAUGGACCUUUAUUUUAGCUUUACAAUGAGACUCUAUAUCAUCAUACUACGAUCAUAAUUAUUAUCUCAUGUAAUGUAUGAGUUAAGAUAGUAAUAAAGUUUAUAUAUAAUUGCCCAUUAAUUGGGUGAUUGUCCUGAAUCAAGUAGCCUUUCUAUGUAGUGAUUAUUUACAUUUUAUUGUUGUAAGGACGUAAUUAUUAGAUGAAUUUUUCUAUUCCUUAAUUGAUCUCCUAUAAUCCCUUGAGUUAGAUUUAAGUAAGAGUUCGAAUGGCUUUAGGUACAGAUUGAUACCGGUUUAAUUGGAAUGAUUUGAACUCUAUACCUUCGACCAAUUAUAAUGCCAUAGAUACCUACAUAAUAUAUAUUCUGCUUUUAUUUAAUUAUGUGCGAAUAAAGGUUUCAAAACGCAAACACCUGUACCAAAAGUCAUUAAAGUAUUUUUAAAGCUAAGAUAUAAUCAUAAUUUAAAUAUUUGACUUAAAUGAUAUAACGAAUUUAAUAAUUUAGUUUUUACACAUUUUCAAAUAUUUUUUUUAUAGUUAUCUUGAUGAAAAUUUACUCAAACACAGGGUUUUAGAUAGCAAGCAAAUUGUUUUCUUUUUAAUAAUCAUUUGAUAUUAACUUUUUUAUGCUUAACUAAUCAUUGCACUGGUUUAUUAAAUGAUAUUUAAAUAUCCUUAUUCUUUGCUAGAAAUCCAAAAAAUGUUUGGGUGGUUAGUAAUUCUAAUAGCUUAUAAUGUUACAUGCUUAAAAAUGUCCAACAAAAUGUGUUUUGCUAUAAAUAAUAGUCUAUUCAUGUUACAUCCGCUCCUUCCUAGUUUAGAGUAGAUUAAACAUUUUAAGUAUAUUCUUCUAUUUUCCUAAAAUCAGUUAAUCCGUCAUAAAGAUACAAUGUCUCUAGAUAAUUCAAACCUGUUUAAGGUUCCUAUUUAUUUUCAAUAGAUGAUGAGUUUGUUAUAAUAUUCUUAAGUGCACAAGUUUACUAAUUAAAAUUCUGUACUGAUAUGGAUUACUAAUUAAUAUUUAUAAAUUAAUCUUGUACACAGAUAAAAAUAAAUACAUAAUUUCAAGUGUAAAUAAUCAAGCAGUGUCAGAUAUUUAAAAAAUUGUUAUAAGCAAAUCUUAUAUAGAAAUUUAAAACUUGUUGAACAUACUGUCCCUGUUAAAUUUGUAAUCAGCAUUGUUCAAAUCAUUUUAAAAACUAUUAUUGUAAGUUUAAAAGUAGAUUUGUAUGUGAUGUGAAUUGUAGGUAAUUAAUCAUAGAUGCUUCCAAGAUAGCUUUAUAGAGAUUUGAGUUGUAGCAUAUUGAUGUUAGACAAACAAAUUGUCAUAGCUAAGAAAAAUGAAGUUAUAAGAUGUUAUAGUAGUAGAAUAAGCACCAAUAAUAUAAUAGUUACAAAUUAAAUUUAGUUGUAGACAAUACAGUUAAAAGCAGUUCAUUAGCUCUAUUAUUUCUCAUUUGUAGGUUUUUAUUAUUUUUAAGGAAUUGCAUGUUUUACUUAAUUUCUGUAUGAAAUCAGUAUUUCGUUUCACUUUUUAUUCAGUAUAGAAGUGAUAAGAUGGUAUAGUGUUUAGAUUAUUAGCUAUUGUUAUACAGUAUUAAACCUUCUCCAUUAUUAGAUCUUAAGAAAGUUGGAUAUAUUCUUAGAUCUUAAGUGACAAAAAGAUAAGUCAAACUAUUUAUUAGUAAAUAAAAACGUUUUUUUAAUCUACUUAUAAUUUAUUGUGACAACCUAUCAGUGGCGAAGGGUGAAAUUUUGGCAAAGGGAAGCCGGUCCAAAAAAAUGUUGAACAGCACUCUAUAUGAAUUAAAGCCAUAAUAACAAACAAAAUCCACAGUAUUUAACCAAAUCUGCGAUUAAAUUACCUUACAGAAUCAGUCACAGUUUAAAUAACACAAAUAUUAAAAUAUAACAAACGAAAUUAUCACGCACCAGUGGUACGUGGUGGGAACACAUGUCACAUACUAAAAAUAAUCUAUUUUCAACCAAACGAAAUGGAACGCGAAAAUAUGCCAAAAUAAAAAGAAUAUGACUUGCGAAGGAUUUCAUUAUAACGCUAAUUCUUUUUAAUUUUGUCGUGUUUUCUUUCUCCCGUGCCGUGGUUCAAUAACAAUAAUUUCUUUGUCUCUUUCUAAUAGAGGAGAGGAGAGAACUGCAAGCCGGUCGCGAUCAGCCUUAUCUUUCUUUAAAUUUUACGUACAGUUAGCGAGCAUUAGAAAGAGAUGGUUUGACACGCUCUGUCUCUUUUCGCCUCAUAGUAAAACGUUGGCCGAGAUAAGCUGUAAUUCGUCGAGUUACCUUUAAUGUAAUUUAGGUACGAAAAAUUGACGCGCUGAUUAAUUUACGACUAUAAAAUGAAAUGUGAUACUUAGGGUAUUGCUAAGAAUUACUAUUGCUAUUGUAAAUCGCGCAGGCAUUUAAUUAAUAAUACUUUGUUAAUGAAAUAGAAUGUAAAUACUUUUGUAUGAAUAUGGAACUGAUUUUUGAAAGGUAACCCGGUGGGAAUCGGCUUGUAUGGACUCUUCGCCACUGCAACCUAUA